AAGCAAACGUGAGCUGUCUUGCCCCCGGUGGUUGUGGCCCCGUCGUAAGCCAUGGCUGUGCCAAACAGGAUGCGCAGCUGCGCGAAGCUGCGCUGGCUCUUCUUGCCGUGUGUGUUGCUGACAUACGAAGGAUUUGCCUUCCUGUGCCCUGUUGGCACGCACCGCCUGCAGAGCCGGACUAGGGAGCGACUUCAUGGCGGGUUUGGCCUUGGCGAUCUGCCGGGACGGGAAAAGACGAUCCCGCGGAUGGCCGCGCCGAGCGCUCGGCAGAUCGGCGCCGGGGUCGCUGUGCUGGGCCUUCUGAAGAUCAUUUCCUCGAGGAUAUGUGACUGGUUCCAGACUCCCAAGCGGCCCUAUGGCGAAGGAUCCGUGGGCAGCGCCUAUGACGAAUGGGCUCGGGAGGGAGUCCUGGAGCACUACUGGGGGGAGCACAUCCACAUGGGUUCAUACAACCCGAUGGACAAGCAGAGCGGCUACCGCAAGAAGGAUUCAUUUUUCGUCGCACUCAUCCGGGCCACGCUGGGUCGCUUGAAGAACUUCAAGGAGGCCAAGAUCGACUUUGUGCACGAUAUGAUUGACUUCAGCCGUGCGACCGCGCCCAAAAAGAUCCUCGAUGUUGGCUGCGGCAUCGGAGGUUCGUCCAGGAUUCUGGCGAAGCGUUUUCCAGACGCAGAGGUGCUGGGUAUCACCCUUUCGCCCCAGCAGGCGGAGAGAGCCGCCAACUUGGCAAAGAAAGCAGGCCUGAAGAACGUGCGGUUCCAGGUCAUGGAUGCCCUGAACAUGGAGUUCGCAGACGACUCCUUUGACAUGGUUUGGGCCUGUGAGUCUGGCGAGCACAUGCCUGACAAAAAGAGGUAUGUGGAGGAGAUGGCGCGUGUGCUCAAACCCAAAGGAAACAUGGUCGUGGCAACCUGGUGCGAGCGAGACCCUGUCCCAAUCUUCACCUCCGAAGAGCGGAAGACGCUCAAUUUUCUUUACGCGGAGUGGUCGCAUCCGUAUUUCAUAUCUCUCAGCAAGUACAAGGAGCAUUUGGAUGGCACUGGCAAGUUGGAGCAGGUGGAGACUGCAGACUGGACUGAUCAAACACUGCCGUCUUGGCGACACUCAGUGUGGGUGGGUGUUUGGUCGCCAUGGUACUGGAUCAAGGUCACGCUGAGGAAGCCAGCAGCUUUCCUUGGAUUCCUGCGCGAGGUGUACACUUUGGAGAAGUACCACGUGUCAAUGGUCGACGGGCUCAUGGUGUAUGGGAUGAUGAGGGCAGUCAAGAAAUAGUCCAUGUAUAUACAAUUUUCUCGGUUUCACCUACGACCAGCUUAUAUUUGUAUUAUC
Molecule: messenger RNA, 1329 nt
Organism: Effrenium voratum
Lineage: Eukaryota; Dinophyceae; Suessiales; Symbiodiniaceae
Source: the annotation of a GenBank genome assembly